AUAUUGUUUUUAAUUUUUUUCUAAAUUAUUACCAAUAUGCCCCUGAUUUUUUAAAAGAUUUAAGGAGCCAGUGCCUCCUUAACUUUUAUAUGUGUCUGUCCUUAUACGCAUAUCAUGUUGUCAAUCAAAUCUAAACAAUGGCUGAAAUGUCACUUUGAUGUUAACAAUUAAGUUGAUCUACAUAUUUUAAUAAUCUUAACCCAAAAAGGCUAAGUUAUUUUGCAUAUCUAUUAUCCUAUAUAUGGGUAAAGAUAAAGAUGACCCCAUGUAUAGGAUAAUAGAUAUGUGGUCAUCUUUAUCUUACCCAUGUAUAGGAUACUAAGCAAAUGACCUUCAUUGUAUUCCACAUCUUGAAUCUUAAUUCGUAUCAUAACAUGCUAUUUCUUAUAUUUCCAGUACUUUCCAUCUUCUUCCUACUCCAUUCUAUGGAGCAUGUGGAAGAAAUUAAAAACCAGCAGUGGCAACCCGCUAAACCUGCCACCUGGACCCAAAAAGCUACCUAUCACAGGAAAUAUGCACCAGUUGAUUGGCUAUCUACCCCAUCGCAGGCUGAGAGACUUGGCAAAGAAAUAUGGGCCAAUUAUGCACCUUCAAUUUGGACAAGUAUCGACAAUUGUCAUUUCUUCUUCAGGAACAGCUAAGGAAAUAAUGAAAACUCAUAAUGUCAUCUUUGCUCAGAGGCCCUUCGUCCUGGUUGCAGAAAGUUGUAUUUUACAACCGAGGAGAUAUUAUUAUUUUUGCAUCUUAUGGAGACUACCGGUGGCAGCUUCGAAAAAUUGUACACUGGAGCUUCUUAGUUCAAAACGUGUGCAAUUGUUCCAAUCGAUCAGAGAAGAAGAGGUAUCAAAUCUCAAUAAAUCUAUAUCUUCCAGUGCAGGAUCUCCCGUCAACCUUAGCAAAAUGUUGUUUUCUUCAUCGUGUUGUGCUCUGCAAGAAAUGCAAAGACCAGGAAACAUUCAUGCCACUUGCUAAGGAAACUGUUAACAAGAUGCAAGGCUUUAGCGUUGCAGAGUUUUCCCUCUAUUAAAUUGCUUCGUGUGAUUACUGGAAUUCAGUACAGACUCGAGAAAUUGCAUAAAAGGCUAGAUAUGUUGCUUGAGAACAUAAUCAAUGAACAUAGAAUUUACUGGGCAACAGCAAAAGGUGAUCAGGGUGAAGCUGAAUUGGAAGAUAUUGUUCAUACUCUGUUGAAUCUUCAAGAACAUGGCGACCUUGAAUUUCCAUUAACAACAAACAAUAUCAAAGCAAUUAUCCUGGAGAUGUUUAUUGCUGGGACUGAUACAUCAGCGACAGUGGUAGAAUGGGCAAUAUCAGAACUGAUAAAAAAUCCAAGAGUGAUGAGUAAAGCACAAGCAGAAGUGAGGCAAGUUCUUAACAGAAAAAGAAAUGUUGAGGAAGCAGGGCUUGAAGAAUUGAAGUACUUAAAGACAGUGAUCAAAGAAACUCUGAGGAUACACAUUCCAGGUCCAUUGCUAUCUCCCAGGGAAAAUAAAGAGCAAUGCCAAAUCAAUGGAUACAACAUUCACAUCAAGACUAGAGUCAUUGUGAAUGCAUGGGCAAUUGGAAGGGAUCCAGAUUAUUGGAUUGGUGCUGAAAAGUUUUAUCCAGAGAGAUUUUUGGAAUGCAAAAUUGAAUUCAGGGGAAGUAAUUUUGAAUUUUUGCCGUUUGGGGCUGGAAGGAGGAUGUGUCCAGGUCUGUCAUUUGGUAUAGCUAAUUUGGAGCUUCCACUUGCACAGUUAUCGUAUCAUUGUAAUUGGGAACUACCUCAUAAUUCCAAGAAAGAAGAACUGGACAUGAGGGAUGCCUUUGGGACUAUAGUUAGAAGAAAAUUUGAUCUGUGUGUAAUUCCUAUUCCAUGCCAUCCCUGAAGUAUGAAACUUUAUCAUCUCUCUAUAAAAAAUAAAUAAAUAAUUAUUUAUAUA
This is a messenger RNA of Hevea brasiliensis (rubber tree), 1922 nucleotides long. Its product is annotated as tabersonine 16-hydroxylase 2-like. The transcript has 2 exons. Lineage: Eukaryota; Viridiplantae; Streptophyta; Magnoliopsida; Malpighiales; Euphorbiaceae. Bases 1089 to 1868 code for a protein of 259 amino acids. The record is from RefSeq and is a predicted model, not a curated record. Gene Ontology annotation, molecular function: iron ion binding; heme binding; monooxygenase activity.